Cryptomeria japonica (Japanese cedar) is the source of this 753-nucleotide messenger RNA. RefSeq lists its product as uncharacterized. Lineage: Eukaryota; Viridiplantae; Streptophyta; Pinopsida; Cupressales; Cupressaceae. The coding region runs from base 1 to 753 and encodes 250 amino acids. The transcript is spliced from 2 exons. The record is from RefSeq and is a predicted model, not a curated record.
AUGGUGCCUGUAUGGAAAAAUAUCAGAGAGAUUAGGCUAUGCGUUUACUUUCGUAAUCUCAAUAAGGCGUUAGAAAAGGACAACUAUCCCCUGCCUUCUUUGGAUGAGGUAUUGCAAAUUGUAAAUGGUUCGCAAAUCAUGUAUUUCCUUGAUGGCUAUUCGAGGUACAAUCAAGUGCUGGUCAACUAUGAAGAAAUUGUCAAACCAUUGAAUGAGAUGAUGAAGAAAGAUGCCGAAGUAGAAUGGAAUGAUGAAUCUAAGGAAUCAUUUUCUCAGAUAAAGAAAUCGAUUUUAGAAGCUCCUGUAUUGACAAGCCCUGAUUACACUUUACCAUUCUACAUAUAUUCAUUUUCUUCUUUGCAUUUUUGUGUUGUUGUUCUAACACAAAGAAAAGGAGGUGACGAAAAGACAAUUGCAUCCAUGAGUUCACCUUUUAAAAAUGCUGAAGUAACAUACUCUACUCUUGAGAAGCAGGUUUUCGCUUUGGUGAGAGCAGUUAAGAAAUUUAUAUACUAUAUCUUGAGGAGUAAGAUAUAUGCAAUUGUGCCAGAUAAAGUAGUUAAGUUGUUGCUAAUGCAGACAGAGCUAGGAGAGCAUCGUGGGAAGUGGAUGACUAUUCUACAAGAUUUUGAUCUGGAGAUGCAUCCUAUGAGAUUGGUAAGGGGUCAAGGUUUAUCACAGGUUAUGGCAGCAGACACUCCUCACAUCCAAUGCCAACAAUACACUUUGGAGUCAUUCACUCAGGACCCUUGA